AUGGAAAGCAAGAAAAAAUCAUAUGGUCGCCUCAAGAUCUGUUGUCUUGUCUCUUCUCUUCUGUUGAUCAUAAUAAUUGUGGUUCUAGUUAUUCUUUUCUUCACCAUCUUUAAGCCUAAGGAACCACACAUAGCCAAUCGAUAUGUUACCCUGGAAAGGUACAAAGCAGCUUGGCCAGAGCUGUUUCUAAAUUUUACGUUGGGCAUAGGGGUCACAAUCGAUAACAAAAAUUAUGGAGGCUUCAAGUUCGAGAAUACUACUGCUUAUGUUAGUUAUCGGGGAAAUGUGAUAGGUCAAGCUCCAAUUGCUGCAGAUACAAUUUCAGCUCGAAGUAAGCAUGAUUUAAAUACUUCUGUCACCAUUUUUGCUGAUAAAUUGUUUCGUCAAGACGGUAAUUUCACCCAAGAUUUUCUUAGAGGGAUCGUGAAUAUUACUUCAGCUUCAACUUUGCAUGGAAAAGUGAGUGUGUUGAGUUUGUUCAAGGCAAAAGCUACCAGUUUAACCAUUUGUGAUAUCUCUAUUUUUAUCUUGCCACAGCAAGCUCUGUCUAUUUGCAAAUCCAAAGGUGGCGGUUAUGCGUCACUAGAUGAUAAGGAAAAAAGGAAUAAAAGAGAAAGGCGUGAACCAUCUAGGCUAAGUUUUCUCAUACACACAGAAACCCUACUUAUUUCUGAAUCUCAGAUUAUCAACUGA
Manihot esculenta (cassava) is the source of this 693-nucleotide messenger RNA. RefSeq names its product late embryogenesis abundant protein At1g64065. The record is from RefSeq and is a predicted model, not a curated record. The transcript is spliced from 2 exons. The coding region runs from base 1 to 693 and encodes 230 amino acids. NCBI's taxonomy places the organism in Eukaryota, Viridiplantae, Streptophyta, Magnoliopsida, Malpighiales, Euphorbiaceae.